GGCGAAUACAGAACUGUAUAGUUGUACAGUUUCCACAGAACAGUUACUUUAUUACUUAUUACAUAGGUCCAUAUCAGUAAAAAAAAAAAAAAGUAUAUAUACAUUUAAAUAUAUAUUAUAUACAUUUACAAGCACCUUUCUAAAACUGUAACUGAGCGUUGUGAACUAGUAAAUGCCACAGAGAGCGAUGUUUAUUUAGAGUUUUCAUUGCUUUUAUAGAUAUUUCUUUCUAAAUUGGCAUUAUGAUCGAAUUAGGUGUCGAGAGAGAGCUCGAGAGAGAGAGAGCUCUGAGUGAUACAUAGAUGAGCAACUUCUGAAGCGGCGCUACUUUUUGUCUUCUUCUAAUUAUUGUUUUUAGUGGGCGGGGGCAAUUUCCAUUAUGUCAAUGCGGGUUUGAUUUUCAAAGCAUACUGUGACUACAAGUCAUUCACAGCAACAAAGCAAGUUUCUACAGGAGCGUCUGCACGCCAAACAUGAAAUGUCUUCAGCUUCUUCUUCUGCCCCUCAUCCUCCAGAACCACAAGGUCCACAUGAACAAAGUCGAGAGGAACCAGGACUGUGAUUGGAGAUGUUCUGAGGGUCUGCAGUGUAAAUCCAGAGCUUACUCUCCACUGUCAGCGUUUCGCUGCAGAGAUCAGCCUUUUAACAGCGCCGUGUUCAGUAAUGUGACAUUGUCUACUGUUUUGGCAUGUGAGGAGAGGAAAUGUUCACUCCAGCUCAGAAUUGCAACAUCAGUUAAUGUUACUGGUGAUAUCCGUGGAGUUUUAGUGUGUGCCGAUUCUGCAGGGAUGAUAGGACAUUGCCAGAUGUAUACCUUUGGCAGAGUUGGCAGAGAAAACGCCACAGGAAAACAGGUUGAUGUGCAGUUUAAGUGUGUUCCUGUUAGACCUGGACAGCAUAUGUUUGUGACUCUCAAAACGAUUCCCAACUACUGUAAGGCCAUGUGGUCACAAAGACACCUUGUUCCCGAAUGCCGUCAUGAAGGUAUCAGAGACACAAUUGCUGAGUGCAUCACUGGGAAACUGGCAUACACUGUAGAUAAAGACAGGAAUACAUUAACAGUGAAAGUGAAUGAUGCUCCUGAGGACACAGAUUACAAUCUCAGGCUCUGUCGUAAACGCAGUAUUAUCUGUGCAGGGGAAGGGCCACACAGAACGAUAAAAUCACAGCAUCUACAGAGAAGCAUAACGCUUCAGUAUUCCAAAGCUUUACCCUGUUUGUGCAUUGAGGGUUGGCCUGUUAAAGUAGAUGCUCGAAGAGUUCAAGUGUGUCCAUUCAAAAACAAUUUAGAAGAACUGUGGUCUGGGAUAACCUAUGACCUCUAUAAGGAGGAGCUGAUAUGGGAGCCACUGUGUCCUGUCAAAGUCUCAGUUUCUCUAUGCCAUGUAGAUGGAGGAAAAGGCUGCCGAGACCUCGGAGAUGUUUUUCAUUCAGAGGGGCAAAAAGUGAUAUUCUCUUCUGUGGAUCCACACCCUACACUUUGCACGAAGUUCACCACUGAAGCAGGGACAUGGAUUAAAUGUCCUUUUGCCAAAGGAAAUUUCUCAGUCUGGACAGCAAAGAUGACAUCCAAAAAUGGUCAGCAGUGGGCAGAGAUAUCAACAUGGGUCAAAGCCAACUUCUCAGUUUCAGUCUGUGAGAUGAAACCGUCCUCUCAGUGCAAACAAAUCGAGGGGAACAAGUCCCAAACUCUUUCUGUGGACAAAAUGAAGCGCACAGUUUUCAACUUGUCUAAAAAUGCAUGUGAAGUGUGUGCUUGCAUCCAGGUCCAGAGGGUAGAUGUGCACUUUUCAGUCCCUGUACUUCAGUGCGACUUGCAGUGUUUAAAUUGGUGCCGUGACCCGGAGAGAAGUCAAGUUCAGGACAUUGAGAAGAUCUUACUGCCUGCUGUCAUUUUUCUGACAGUGAUCCUUGCAGCUGCCUUGUUUAGUAGAUUGACAAUCAAAGAUGGGGAUGAGAAGAGAAAAGCAUGGAUGAAACUCUCAUGUCAGGGAACGAAUCAGUGACGCAUUUCUGCGCAGCAAGUGAGGAUGUGGAUUGUGGGACAGUUCUCAAUAAAGCAUACAUGUCUUAAAGGAUUAGUUCACUUUCAAAUUAAAAUUUCCUGAUAAUUUAUUCA
This is a messenger RNA of Megalobrama amblycephala (Wuchang bream), 2119 nucleotides long. It is a transcript of the gene il17rel, whose product is annotated as interleukin 17 receptor E-like. The record is from RefSeq and is a predicted model, not a curated record. The transcript has 18 exons. Bases 474 to 2006 code for a protein of 510 amino acids. Gene Ontology annotation, molecular function: interleukin-17 receptor activity. NCBI's taxonomy places the organism in Eukaryota, Metazoa, Chordata, Actinopteri, Cypriniformes, Xenocyprididae.